GCAGAACUGGCACAAGGCAGCGGCGCCCGGGCCGCCCCGCCCUCCCGCGUUGGUCCCCGCCGCCGGAUGUUGACGGCGUCGCCUAGCAACCAGAGAUGGAGCCGGGCGGCGGGGCUGGCGGGUCCCCCCUGCAAGACAGAUGGACUUCUGAAGGGGAGGAAGAACAGAACAGAGGGGACACCCAGGACAAUGAAGGCGACAGGGUGCCACCCACAGAGGACAGCAGCGACAGGAACAAUGACGAAGCUGUUGGGGCCACACAGCAUUCUGAGGGGGAAGUCGCAACAAACGAUGGGGAAGAGGGAGACAUCACAGCUGAAGGAGAAAUGCCAAUUCAAGACAUGGAAAAUGACUGGGAAGAGGCUACGAGAGAGGAGGCCAAAUCUGAAGGGGAAAUGGAGUCUGAGAUGAAAUCCACGUCUCCUGAAGGACAAGUCAGUUCUGUUGAACCGGCUUCUACAGACGUCAGUCCUGGGGAAGAGCCCGGAGACUUGAGCCCCGCAUACUCGGAUGAGAGGGUUGGGCUUGCAGGCGGAGAGGCCCCCCAUCCGUCCGAAUUCAGAGGGGCCGGGGUCAGCCCCACUGAGCCGUCCCAGCAAGGAUCAGACUCCUCUGAGCACAUGGGCCAGGAUGCUUCCGGAGCCAGCACCGGCGAAUCGAAGAAAUCCCACGAAGAGCUCCAGCGGAAGGCUUUUCCUUUGGGGACACAAGACCACCUCAGACUGAGCCAGGGGAGCAGCAUCUCACCCCUGGGCUCCGAUGAGCCAGGCGCCCCCCCGGAGGAGCCCGAUGCCCACCCCAGGGAGGCAGCUCUGCCUGUGUUCCUGGACAGGAUCCAGCAGUCAAGCCCGGCCGAGGACGGGGUGGCGGACGGGGUGCAGUCCGAAGGGAGUGAGGAAGCUGAGGAAGACGGAUCCCGGCUGGUGGUUUUGGACCCGGACCACCCCCUGAUGAUGAGAUUCCAGGCCGCCCUGAAGAGCUACCUUGGCCGGCAGAUAGAGAAGCUGCAGCUGGAGCUCCAGGAGCUGGGCGUGGCCGCCAAGCAAAGCCGCGUCCAGAGGCAGGAGCUGGGCGUGCAUCUCUACGGGGUCCAGCAGCACCUGGCCCGCCUGCAGAUGCAGCUCGAGAAGUGCCACGACCGCCACUCGACCGUGGCGCGCGCGCGGCGGCAGAAAGAGGAGGAGCUGCAGGGCGCGCGCGCGCUCCACACCGAGACCCGCGCGGCCGCCGACGCCGAGCGCAAGAAGCUGGCAGCUCUGCAAACGGAGAUGGAGCGCCUGGCCCUGCAGCUCUUCUUCGUGCAGAACAUAGACCAAGACGUGCGUGACGACAUCCUCGUGAUGAAGCAAGUCGUGAAAAAGUCUGAAGUGGAGCGGACGCGGGCCGAGGCACAGAAGAGGAGACAGGACCUGCAUGUGGACCAGCUCACCACCCGAGCCAACCAGCUGGAGGAGCAGAUCGCCCUGCUUGAGGCCCAGUACAGUGCCCAGGCUGAAGACACCCGGAUUCUCAGAAAGGCAGUGAGUGAGGCCUGCACGGAAAUAGAUGCCAUCCACAUGGAGAAAAGGCACGUCCUGCAGCAGUGGGCCACCAGCCUCACGGGCAUGAGGCUUCGCGACGAGGCUCACAGGACCAUCCACGAGACCCUCAGCGAAUGCCAGCAUCAGAUCAGGUCGUUGGACAGUGAGAUCGAGGCCUAUAAGAAGUCCAUCACGAAGGAGGAGGAGAAAAACGAGAAGCUGGCGAGCGUCCUGAACCGGGCAGAGACGGAAGCCAGCCUGACGCAGAGACUGACCACCCAGUGUCUGGCCCAGCAGGAGGCCCUGGAGAAUGAGCUCAACACCUACCGGCUCGCCCUGCAGGACACAGAGGACGCACUGGGCAAGGCCCACGGGGAAUACACGGCCACCGCGGCCGAACUGCAGGCUGCGCACCAGAACAUCCAGCACGAGCUGGAACUGCGGAGGAAGAUGGACGCCGCCGUCGUGGAGAAGCUGCAGGAGCACAUGACCUCCGACAGGAUGACCAAGCACUUCCACCAGCUCAUCCUGAAGCUCCGGAAGGAAAAGACCGACCUGGUGAACCGUCUUUCCAAAAUCGAUGGUGACAUUGCUCAGACCACCCUGGAUAUCACAAACACCACCUGCAGGCUGGACAUGCAUCAGAAGACGCUGGCCGAGCUGGACGACAACGUGAAAAAAGUCAGCGACCUCAUCGCCAACAGUGAGAACGAAAUCUCCAGGCACACAGUCCUGAUUGAGAGAAAGCAAGGCCUCAUUAACUUUUCCAACAAGCAGCUGGAGCAGAUGGUUUCUGAGCUGGGGGGGGAAGAAGUGGGGCCGCUGGGACUUGAGGUCAAAAGGCUGACCAAGCUGAUCGAGGAACACAGCACCAGUGUGAUUCGGGCCCAGGUGACGUGGCUCCGCCUGCAGCAGGAGGUGGUGCAGGCCACGCAGCAGCGUGAGGAGCAGCUGGCCUCCCUGGGCACACUCAAGAAGGAGGCCCACGUCCUGGAGCAGAAGAAGCUCCGCAUAGAAAACAAGAUAGAGCAGGAGAAGAAGGCGCAGAAGGAGGUCGAGCGGCACAUGAGGGGCCUGGACAACGACCUGAAGAGGCUCAACGUUCUGGUGGGCAGAAGCCGGAGCAGCUCCGAGGAGCUGAGACACGGCAACCUGGUGACCGAGAAGGAGUUCCUGUGCUCGCUCAAGGCCUCUGAGAGGGAGACCAUUGAGAUGCAGGAGAAGCUGAGCCAGCUGGGCGAGGAGAAGGCAGCCACCCUGAACCGCCUGGUGGAGGCUGAACACCAGAUCAUGCUUUGGGAGAAAAAAAUCCAACUGGCAAAAGAGAUGCGCGCCUCGGUGGAUUCUGAGACCAGCCAGACGGAGAUCAGAGCCAUGAAGGCUGAGAUCCACAGGAUGAAGGUCAGGCAUGGGCAGCUGCUGAAGCAGCAGGAGAGGAUGAUCCGCGACAUGGAGCUGGCCGUCGCCCGCAGAGAGACCAUCUCGACCCGAGCUGAGGGGCAGUGCAAGCUGGACAAGAAACUGCUCACACGGACAGACUUCCACUACAAGCAGAUAGAGCUUCAGCGAAAAAUCAGAGAGACCCACAAGGCUACCGAGGAGUGCACCCAGGCCAUCGCGGAACUGGAAGAAACUCAGAAAUGUGUAAGCAGCUCCCUCCUGGAGAAGCAGGGACAGCUGUCAACGAUGCAGUCCGAUGCCGACGAGCUCGGGGCCAACCUGGACCGGCUCGUGGCCCUCAAGAGACAGAGCCUUUCGCAGCUCGUGGCCCUGCAGACGCGCCUGAAGCACCUCCAGGCUGUGAAGGACGGGAGGGACUUGGAAUCUUUUUGUGUCACCGAAAGCCAUGUCUGCUCUCAGAGAACGGUGCUGUCCGAGAGCUGUCAGGAAGCCAGCACUGCAGGAACUUUUUUAGCCACCCAGCAGCUCAGUCAAGUCAAAUCCCAGCGUUUCCUCUGAGCCCACCAUUCGCGCUGGGCGUACAAACCUCUAUUCCCACAGAAACUUGGGUUUGUGGAGGCCCCCACUUCCCACAUGUGAGUGGUCACUAGGGAACAACGUGUCUCCUCGUGACGGUACACUGGGUCCAGUUCAGAACCUUGGGUGAGUAAGGGACCCCCAAAAAGUCAGAGUACGACGGCAAGCCUGGCCUCUGCCUCUGCGGGGUGCACUGAACACCCGCCUCCCACCUCGUUACCGGCAGCUUUCCUGUUCCCACCUGGGAUAGUCCGCCCCUUCUCCUGCCGCUCCCAGUCUGGGUUAAAUCCAGAUUCACAGCUUGCAGGAGGAAGUCCAGGGGGGUGCGAACCCAGGGGCUGCGUUUUUGGAAGCUGGGACCACCGAACACCGGGACCGCCUCCUGGGUCUGCCCGCUUGCGGCCCCUCCAUCGUCCCCCCAGCGCCCCUCCCACACCUGAUUCCUGAGCACCUGCUACCUUGCGGCCUCUCUGCAGAGCUAGGAAAACUAUCCCACCGAAUAAUUUCACUUUCAGACU
Molecule: messenger RNA, 4015 nt
Organism: Manis javanica (Malayan pangolin)
Lineage: Eukaryota; Metazoa; Chordata; Mammalia; Pholidota; Manidae
Source: RefSeq, a predicted model, not a curated record